UGUUGUUUGUUGUUGUCUUCGGCGUCGAUCGACGACGUGUGACAACGUGCGAAAUCGCCGGCGGUCUUGACGCGAUAAUUUCGCGGAGAUAUUUGCGGAUAUUCACCGAAAACCGGAGUAGAUCGAUUUGGCGCGCGAUCAUGUCGAAGAUAGCGGCCUACGACACGCACGACGACGGCCCGGGAUUCGUGGGCAUCAGAUUUUGCCAGGAGUGCAAUAACAUGUUGUACCCGAAGGAGGAUAAGGAGAACAAGGUGCUCAUGUACGCGUGCAGAAAUUGCGACUUCAAGCAACUGGCGGACAGCAACUGCAUCUACGUGAACAAGAUCAUGCACGAAAUCGACGAGCUAACGCACAUCGUCGCCGAUGUGAUAUCGGAUCCUACGCUGCCGAGGACCGAGGAACACCCAUGCCCGAAGUGCAAUCACAGAGAAGCUGUAUUUUUCCAGGCGCAAACUAGACGGGCUGAGGAAGAAAUGAGAUUGUAUUACGUGUGUACGAAUCAGCACUGCACCCACAGGUGGACGGAGUGAACGAACGUCCGGUGCACCUAUGUCCCGCUCGCUAUUUGUAACUUAAUUCUAAUCUUGUAAACUGUGUACAGAGUUGCGUGUGUGUAAGUAUGUGCUUGGAAGGGG
This is a messenger RNA of Temnothorax curvispinosus, 638 nucleotides long. RefSeq names its product DNA-directed RNA polymerase II subunit RPB9 (gene RpII15). Gene Ontology annotation, molecular function: nucleic acid binding; DNA-directed RNA polymerase activity; zinc ion binding. Gene Ontology annotation, biological process: maintenance of transcriptional fidelity during transcription elongation by RNA polymerase II; DNA-templated transcription; transcription-coupled nucleotide-excision repair. NCBI's taxonomy places the organism in Eukaryota, Metazoa, Arthropoda, Insecta, Hymenoptera, Formicidae. Gene Ontology annotation, cellular component: RNA polymerase II, core complex. The transcript has 3 exons. The record is from RefSeq and is a predicted model, not a curated record. Bases 141 to 533 code for a protein of 130 amino acids.